GUGAAGAGGAGGGAAGACCCAGGGACAGAGGGAAUUGACCAGGGUGGAGGAUUGAGCAGUCUUUUGCAGCUCCUUCCGUACACAGUGAAGUCCGGCUGGACCGUCGUGGCCGCAACCUUGGAGGCUGCGGAGCUGCGGUGAGGCAUCUAGGUUCCUAUUAAACUUGCCCGGGCAGCUUCAUGAGAAGGCGCUUGAGACCCGACAGGAGAUGGAGCCGGUGAAUACUUUAUGUCAAGACGGAGAAUCCGAAGGAGGUGUUUUAGCUCACUUGGAAAAGCUAGAGGUGCAAAUGUCCAGGUCUCAUAAAAAGUCUGAAGAGCUGCCAAGAGUUCAGAGAGACGAAAAUGUUCUUAGAACCAAGAUUCAUGAGCUGAGGCAUCUGCGGGAUAAACUGAGGGCUGAAGUGAAGCGACGGCAAGCCAGAGUUAAAGCAUGUUCUGCCAACGUGGAAACUAACCAAACAGCGGAGAUCAGUGAGCAGCAAGUUUUGGAAAAGCAGAAAGAAAACGUGAAAGCCAUUCUCCAGGCAUAUCGUUUUACAGGGCUCAGUGGGAAGUUGACCAGCCGUGGAGUCUGUGUGUGCAUAAGUACUGCCUUUGAAGGGAACCUACUGGAUUCCUUCUUUGUGGACCUCGUCAUGGAGAAACCACCCUGGAUACAUCACCAUUCCAUCCCAGUCUUCAUCCCUCUAGAAAAGAUAGCUGCAGCGUACCUCCAGAGUGAUCUUCAGCGUUUCCUGUUCAGUCUCUGUGAAUACGUAAAUGCUUAUUCAGGGAGGAAGUACCAGGCAGACAGACUUCAGAGUGACUUUGAAGCGCUCCUGACUGUACCCUUGCAAAGAAACUCCCUGUGCAACUUGCUGUCAUUUACCUACAAAGUGGAUGGAAGGGAUCAGUCUUUCUCCUUUAGUGCCAGAUUGCUGUAUGAGGACCUCACAGCGACUCUUCCAACUGACGUCACUGUUACAUAUCAAGGGAUGGAGGCAUCUACUCACUGGGAAGAGCAUCGAGCAUCCCAUGAAAUACUCUUCCGUACCAAGCCCCUGCAUCAGGUGUUUGCUUCAUUUUCAAAAGAGGUUGAAAAGCUGGAUUUGAGCCUGGUCUCCUAAAAUGCUGUUUGUCUUGGGGACACAUCUGAAGUGAAAGAAAAUAUUGCACUUACUGCUCUCAUGACUAAGGUGACACGGGGUUCCAGAAGAACCUUUCAAGAUUAUCAGGAACAUCAGGAUAAGGGCCAUUGAACCUAAGUCGACCAUAGGGAGGCAACCAGGUCUCCAUGGAGCGCUUCUCCUCACAAUGAAAAGCACUGCCGUCAGUUCCAGAUGGGAGUGGAGCAGUCUCCAGCAGUCUUGGGCCUGUUGAGCCCUCCUUUCAACAGAGCUCCCCUAUGUGUAUGCCCAGCCCAGCAGCUAAGGCAGCUUUAUUCCACUCCUGCCGCAGUCCUGUUCACAGUGGCCAUGGCCUCUCUAGGGGAUGAAGGACUGAGUUGGAACAAAGGCUCUGGAAAGACCAUUCCAAGACUACACCUAAGACCCCUACUCUGGGGAAGCUACAGGCAUACUGAGGAGUAGUAUGGCCACCCUCAGAGCUCACAUCUCCACAAAGGAAGGCUUGAGGAAUUUGAAACCUAAAGUCUAUGGGAAUGUGCACUUCAACAAUUUGAGAACGCUGGGACUUGGU
Messenger RNA from Nannospalax galili (Upper Galilee mountains blind mole rat), 1679 nucleotides. RefSeq names its product centromere protein O (gene Cenpo). The record is from RefSeq and is a predicted model, not a curated record. Gene Ontology annotation, cellular component: kinetochore; Mis6-Sim4 complex. Bases 209 to 1108 code for a protein of 299 amino acids. The transcript has 8 exons. Lineage: Eukaryota; Metazoa; Chordata; Mammalia; Rodentia; Spalacidae.